UUGGUUUUCCGAAGACAUGUUUUUAUAUGUUUUAAUGUAGAUGCUCUUUUUGUUUCAAAUCUAAUUAGUCCUUCAAGCUUUGUGCUUUAUAUUAAUUUUGUUCACUUCUUUUUAUUAAAUGAUAUAAUGAGUACUAAUGAAACAAAGAUAACAGAUUUUUUCCUUUUAGGAUUUCCAGGACUUUUGCCAAAGUUUUAUGGACCUGUUUCUGCUCUGCUUUUUCUAUUCUAUUUGGCUAUAGCUGGUGGAAACAUUUUCAUUUUAGCAUUUAUAGCAUGUAAGCGAUCUCUUCAAAAACCUUCUUAUUUCAUAUUUUUCCAUUUGGCAUUAACUGACUUAUUGUUUGGAACUGUAACCCUGCCAAAAGCUAUAUCAAAAUACUGGUUUAAUAGUAGCAUAGUUUCAUUUUAUAGUUGUCUUAUCCAGAUGUUCUUUGUUCAUUUAAUUAGUGCAGCUCAUUCUUUUAUAUUGAUGGUGAUGGCUCUGGACCGUUUUAUAGCAAUUUGUUCUCCACUGCGUUAUACCUCCCUGUUUAGUAAUAAAACUGUUUCCUUGCUUUGUGGAAUAUCGUGGCUAGUGCCGACAUCAUUUAUGAUUACAAAUAUGUUUGAAAUUUUGAGAGUACCUUUUUGUAACUCAAAUAUAAUUGUCCAAUGCUACUGUGACCACAUGUCAAUCUCAAAUCUUGGAUGUGAGUAUGUACGAGAAGUUAAGACUAUUGCAUUAAUUUUUGCAAUGAUUAGUUUGUUGGUGCCCUUGGGAUUUAUAAUCUUAUCCUAUUUUGUUAUUAUUGCUGUUGUCCUAAAAAUAUCUUCCCCUGGAGGCUGCAUAAAGACACUGUCUACUUGUACCCCACAACUUAUAAUCACAUGUUUGUACUAUUUGCCAAGAUGCUUUUAUUACCUGGCAAAUUUUGUGGGAUACACUUUCAGUGUUCCUGUUCAAAUAGUUAUAGUAAUGUUGUACAGUCAUAUACCAGCAGCUGUAAAUCCACUAAUUUACUGUUUGCAAACAAAGGAUAUCAAGGAAAAAAUAACAAAGAAUUUUCUCUCUUGGAAAACUUACACCAUAAAACCCAAGUAAGACAAAUUGGUGAAUAGGACAGAAAAUGU
Molecule: messenger RNA, 1112 nt
Organism: Cyprinodon tularosa
Lineage: Eukaryota; Metazoa; Chordata; Actinopteri; Cyprinodontiformes; Cyprinodontidae
Product: olfactory receptor 52E8-like
Exons: 1
Coding region: 127-1083 (318 amino acids)
Biological process (GO): G protein-coupled receptor signaling pathway
Cellular component (GO): membrane
Molecular function (GO): G protein-coupled receptor activity; olfactory receptor activity
Source: RefSeq, a predicted model, not a curated record